Molecule: messenger RNA, 1365 nt
Organism: Solanum pennellii
Lineage: Eukaryota; Viridiplantae; Streptophyta; Magnoliopsida; Solanales; Solanaceae
Exons: 1
Coding region: 1-1365 (454 amino acids)
Source: RefSeq, a predicted model, not a curated record
AUGGCGAGAGGAAGAGGUAGAGGAAGAGGGCGAGGACGCAAAACAACAAUUCUGGCAGUUGGUAGCUCAGUAGGAGCUCGUGUGGAAGCAAAUGAGGAAAAUCAACCAGAACAGACUCCAAAUGUGGAAGUUAGGUAUGAAGCUGGGCACUCUGUGAUUUCAAAAAACACAAGAAAUUUGAGUUUAAACUACUCACAGGAGAAGGAAGAUGAUCUCAACAACUCAGAUCUAGAUCAAUCUGAGGACGGGAGCAAGAUGGAAGGUAAUGAAACAGUAACUGGCAGUAAGGGAGAACAAGUAGAUGAGAAGAAGAAGGAACCAUGGGUUAACAUGUUUAAAAACAAUAGAGUAGCUAAUAAUGGAAUGAACUUGACGUACUUUCCUCCACAAAUAGUGAAUGGGCAAACCAUGGUGCAGCUUGAAAGUGAUGAAGUACAGAUUGAAGAGGACAAAUGGAAAUAUGCAUUAAUAGCUUAUGUAAUUGGUGAAUGUCCGGGAUUUAAUACUAUGCACAGAUAUGGAAUGAUGAACUGGGCUAAAGGGGAGAAGCCUGAGGUGUUUCUUCAUGAUGAAGGAUACUAUAUAAUCAAGUUUAAGAGCUUAACAGAUAUGAAUGAAGUGCUAUAUUCAGGGCCUUAUACGAUUAGUAAUAGGCCUAUAAUACUGAAACAAUGGAGUGCUGAAUUUGAAUUUGGGAAGGAGUUCCUAACUGAAAUACCACUAUGGGUAAACUUUCCAAAAUUACCUUUAAACUGUUGGGGAGCUGGAUCUCUGAGUCGCAUUGCUAGUGCAAUAGGAGUGCCAUUGUUUGCUGAUGAAUGUACCACUAAACAGACUAGAAUUUCCUAUGCUAGAAUGUUGAUUGAAGUAAAUGUUACUAAACCUGUGCCUGAGAAGAUAGUAGUCAAAGAUCCAAAUGGUAGAACAUUUAUGCAAGAUGUUGUGAUGGAAUGGAAGCCUGUAUAUUGUGAAAAAUGUCAGAGAAUUGGCCAUCAAUGUCAAGAUACAACAUUGGAGGAUCAGCCAAAGAAGAGAAGACCCUGGAAAAAAGUUACACAGGCCUGGCAGUAUAAAGGGCCUAUUCAACAGCAGGGGAAGGUAGUGGAACAAAGAAAGGAUGUAGAGAUCAAAGAAGGUGAAUCUCACUCAGCACAGGAAGAGGAAAAUAUGCUAAGAAAUGAUCAGGUAAUCCAAACUCCUGAAAUAAGCUUAAGGCCUCAUAAUGGGAACACUCAGCUGGAGUUUAGCUUGUCAAACUUUCCAAUGUUAUCAGCUAUCCCUAUAAGGAAUGGUUUUGAGAGUCUUAUGAAUAGCAAACUGGUGACAUUGCCUGUGGAUAGGGGGGGAACUUCAAAAUCUUGCUAA